This is a messenger RNA of Adineta ricciae, 1620 nucleotides long. The record is from the annotation of a GenBank genome assembly. Lineage: Eukaryota; Metazoa; Rotifera; Eurotatoria; Adinetida; Adinetidae.
AUGAAAAUUUUCUCGUGUUCAAUAGUUCUUGGAAAGCUCGGAUUAACAGUUGAUGGAGUGAAGAAAUGUACAAAGUUUGGGCCGAAGCCGACUCAUCCUAUCGGAAUCCGUCGCAUUGGUCUUGAUCUUGCGAACUAUAUUAACAAAACCGGUUCAAGUACGUCUGAUAACUCGUUAACAAAUGUAAAUGCUACUCAAUUGCUCUGUCGAAGGUGUUUCGAAAAAGAAACGAGUGGAAUGCGACAUUUCAACAAUCUGGAUCUCAAUUUUAAGGUCGAAAAAAUGGAAGUUGAAGAAGGUUGCAUUUGGAGUGAAGACGAAAAAGGAACACCAAAAGCAUCUGAUGUCAUAGAGGCAGAGCGAGAAUACGCUGUGAGAAAACUUAAUGAGGUUUUGAAGAUCUUCAAUCUUGAACCAAUUGUGCCACGUAACACCAUUCAAAGCAAAGAAAAAAUUGACAAGGUUCAUCGAAUGCUCCAAGAAUGGCUUAAUUGUGUGAUUACCACAUCAAAGUUAGUGCCGAUUGUGUCCUCACAACAAAGAACAACAUUGAAACCACAAACAACAAUUGAGAGGCGUUCGUCUAUUGACUUUUCUGCAUCUGAAAUUGAAGAUUUUUUCCAUCGACUGCGUUGUUUGUUCAAGAAAAGUAGCUAUCACGAACAAUGUACCUCACACCAGGCGCGCGCUGCUAUAUCGCAACGAACGGAGCAUGACGAUUUCUCGAAACCGACGGAUCAUCGUGGAAAUAAAUCGCUGGACAUCAAAACUCAGCAAACCAUCCAGGAUUUCUAUCUUGAUGAUGAAAUAAGCCGACAAUCACCAAACACGAAAGACACUCGAAUUGCGAAAGAUAUUGGAGUUGUUGUUAUUAGAUACUUUCAUAUCAAGGUUAGUCGAUCAAAAUUCUUCACGUUAAGACCGUAUUGGAUUCGACAAGAUUGCUCGCACCAGGUUUGUAUGUGCAUACAACACCAGAACAUUGAUCUUUUGUUAACAGCGCUGAAUAAAAAGCUAAAAGCAUGCUUGGUUGCAAGUGAAUUAAUUGAUAAAACAGUGUGCGCUGAUCCUUCCGAAGAUUGCUAUUUUAACCGCUGCGAUGAAUGUUGCAACGGCAAAGUAUCUGAUCUGUUCGCGAAUGGCUACAACUUCGAUGAACAGUUUCAUAUUUCUUGGUCUUUAUGGACAACCCGAAACAAUCAUGUCGAAUUACAACACUUCACUAGUUCUUUCAACACUAUUAUCGAUGAACUAAACAGCCGUUGGUCAUCCUUCAUAACGCAUACAUAUAUUACUCGGAAGCAACCCCAUUACAUCAAAUCGAUCAAACUGAAUUCUUCGUUAACCACGUAUUCUGUGGUUCAUGUCGAUUUUGCCGAGAACUUCACAUUUGUCGCUCAAAAUGAGGUUCAAUCGGCCUAUUGGAGUCAGAAACAAGCCACCGUUUAUACUGUUGUCACUCAGACUGGCGCUGAUCAUCGAAACAUGGUACUGAUCUCAAAUAGAAUGACGCAUGAUACAGCAUUCGUAUGUUGCACCCAAAAGAUUAUAGUUGCGUUUAUUCGAGAAGAAUACCCCAAUGUUCAUAAGAUUCACUAUGUUAGGUAUGAAACCACUUAA